Leopardus geoffroyi (Geoffroy's cat) is the source of this 2236-nucleotide messenger RNA. It is a transcript of the gene PGRMC2, whose product is annotated as progesterone receptor membrane component 2. The coding region runs from base 292 to 999 and encodes 235 amino acids. NCBI's taxonomy places the organism in Eukaryota, Metazoa, Chordata, Mammalia, Carnivora, Felidae. The record is from RefSeq and is a predicted model, not a curated record. Gene Ontology annotation, cellular component: endomembrane system; membrane. The transcript is spliced from 4 exons.
UUGCAAAGGAAAGGAGAGCGCGUGGCGCUCCGGAACUCGCGCACGCGCCGUAGUCUCACUCGGCCUGUGCGCGCGCGCGGCCGGCGCUGCAUCUUUUCUUCAAGCCCGCCCCCCUCUUCCACUUCAGCCAGGGUAGGCGACGAGCGAAAGCAGGAAAGUGUGGGGCGAGGUGGGCGGGGCGUCGCACGCGAGCGCGGUCUGCAAAAGAAGGGAGGAGGAGGGAGAGAUCCAAGACAACGUUACCCCGUCAACACCCAAUCGAGAGCAAGCCUGACCCCGCCCCCUCACCUCAUGUUAUUGGCUGAGAGGCCUCAGAUGGGCGGGGUUGGCCGUGGGGUUGGGGAGGGCAGGGGGCGGGGAGGAGGAGGAAGGCGCUGGCGGGCAGUGAUGGCGGCGGGUGAUGGGGACGUGAAGCUAGGCACCCUGGGGAGUGGCAGUGAGAGCAGCAGCGACGGCAGCAGCGAGAGCCCAGGCGGCGCGGGAGCGGCAGCAGAAGGGGGCGGCUGGGCAGCAGCGGCAUUGGCGCUUUUGACGGGGGGCGGGGAGAUGCUGCUGAACGUGGCGCUGGUGGCGCUGGUGCUGCUGGGGGCCUACCGGCUGUGGGUGCGCUGGGGGCGGCGGGGUUUGGGCGCCGGGGCCGGAGCCGGCGAGGAGAGUCCCGCUGCCUCUCUGCCUCGUAUGAAGAAGCGGGACUUCAGCUUGGAGCAGCUGCGCCAGUACGACGGGUCCCGCACCCCGCGCAUCCUUCUCGCGGUCAAUGGGAAAGUCUUCGACGUGACCAAAGGCAGCAAGUUCUACGGCCCGGCUGGUCCAUAUGGAAUAUUUGCUGGUAGGGAUGCCUCCAGAGGACUGGCGACAUUUUGCCUAGAUAAAGAUGCACUUAAAGAUGAAUAUGAUGAUCUCUCAGACUUGAAUGCUGUACAAAUGGAGAGUGUUCGAGAAUGGGAAAUGCAGUUUAAAGCCUUACAUGAAUACAAAGACCAGCCAAGAAAAAUAUGAUUAUGUAGGCAGACUCCUAAAACCAGGAGAAGAACCAUCAGAAUAUACAGAUGAAGAAGAUACCAAGGAUCACAAUAAACAGGAUUGAACUUUGUAAACAACCAAAGUCAGGGGCCUUCAGAACUGCAAUUCUUACUCCCUUUCACAGAAUGUCCAGCGUCUUUGGGUUUGGUUCACCUGCUGCAAAAAACAUUCAACAGAUUGUAUACAAGCUAAAUGAGUCUCACUUUGAAGAUUUGAAUACUAGACAUUAUUUAUGCUGCCAACCUCAUUUGUUGCAGUUGUUUGUAAUGUCUGGUGGGGCUUCAUCAUCCUGAAAAGGAGGAAACAGGGACUUUUUUAAAGAGCAAGAAAGUCACAAGGUUACUAUUCCCUCUCUCCCUCCUUCCCUCCCUCCCUCCUAUUUUUUUUUUUUUAAAUCAAAGACAACCAGAUAUGUAUUUACUACUUAAGUGUACAAAUCUCCUCAAAAACAGCAAGAGAUUCAUGUGCUGUGUUUUUGUUAUAGCUCUGAGGGAGGAGACCUAGGCAGGAGAGGUUGGGGGUGCACAUCAAUUUGAGUAGUUUAGAUUAUUGAAACAUUAAAAUGUGAGUUCUCAAACUUUUCUUUUUGGGUUUUGUCAGGAAAAAGGAAAAAACCCUUACUUCUAAGAAAUCUUUGGAAAUUAGGAGAAGGGAUUUCAAGUGGAUCUAAGUCAAAGUUAAUUCCCAAUAGUAAGAUCAUUUGAAACUAGUUUUUAUCCCUUCCCUUCCCCUAGAUCAAAUCAAUAUUAAUUGUGCCUUAUUUCACUUACAUAGACUUGAAUUAUUUUUAGGGAAAGCCCCUAUGUGAAUUCAAAAGUCAUUACAAGCAGCAUUGAGACUGAAGUUGGAAUAUUCUGUUGACUGCAAAACCUUGAUGUCAUUCUGUGUACAUAGAAUGUAAAAGGAAUAUUCAGUGUUACUGCCACAUAUGUUAAUAUACACAAACUUAAUUAGCAUUGUAAUGGCCAAAUGCAUUCCCUCAUGCUUUUUCUCUUUUAAAAAAAAAUCGAAAAUCAAAUCAACAACUUUGUCCCCCAACAGCUGCCUAAUUUUAGGAGUCUGACCCUCACAUCUCAUUGGUGUGGGUGCAUGGGGCUGUGGUAUGGAUGUUGUAUGGGUGCGUCUGAAUGUGUGUGAGAGCGCCUUGGAAAGGACUCUGCAGAUACUGUAAAUACCAGUACCAUUUUAAUAAAGCAUGUACAAUAAACCAAAA